GAAAUAUAAAAAAAACUAGGUCAGACUUUUGCACCAGAAAGUUUCAAGGCCCAAAUGUUCAAAACUAGUUUCACAGUCGAUCAAAAUUCAACACUAUACCCUAACACUUGUUCAACAAUUUUUUUCUUCUCAUUGGUGUGAAAACGAAGCUAACAGAGUCAUCGGAGGAUGAUUGAAUAUUGACAAGCAGAACAUUACAGAGUAGCUUCACACAUGGAUGUCAGUGGUAAUUCUCUUCCGUCCGCACCUGACGGGGUAAAGAGAAGAGUAUGCUAUUUCUAUGAUCCAGAGGUUGGGAAUUAUUAUUAUGGGCAGGGUCAUCCCAUGAAGCCACAUCGUAUGCGGAUGACACAUGCUCUUCUUGCCCACUAUGGAUUGCUUCAGCACAUGCAGGUCCACAAGCCUUUUCCUGCUAGAGAUAGGGACCUUUGCCGUUUUCAUGCUGAUGAUUAUGUUUCAUUUCUUCGAAGCAUAACCCCUGAAACACAGCAGGAUCAUAUGAGACAACUCAAACGCUUUAAUGUUGGUGAAGAUUGUCCUGUCUUUGAUGGUCUAUACUCUUUCUGUCAAACCUAUGCUGGAGGUUCAGUUGGUGGGGCUGUCAAGUUGAACCACGGUCAAUGUGAUAUUGCUGUCAACUGGGCUGGUGGGCUGCAUCAUGCCAAGAAGUGCGAGGCUUCUGGAUUUUGCUAUGUUAAUGAUAUAGUCCUUGCAAUCUUAGAACUUCUUAAAAUGCACGAGCGUGUUCUAUACGUCGACAUUGAUAUCCACCAUGGAGAUGGUGUGGAGGAAGCUUUCUACACUACCGAUAGAGUCAUGACUGUGUCUUUUCAUAAAUUUGGUGAUUAUUUUCCUGGUACCGGGGACUUGCGUGAUAUUGGAUAUGGAAAGGGAAAAUACUACUCUCUUAAUGUUCCACUUGAUGAUGGUAUUGAUGAUGAGAGUUAUCAUGUGUUGUUUAAACCUUUAAUCGGCAAAGUAAUGGAAGUCUUUAGGCCUGGUGCAGUAGUUCUCCAGUGUGGUGCAGACUCUUUAUCAGGAGACAGGUUGGGAUGUUUUAAUCUUUCAAUUAAGGGUCAUGCAGAGUGUGUCAAAUACAUGAGAUCCUUCAAUGUUCCCCUCUUGCUACUAGGUGGUGGUGGCUACACCAUCCGGAAUGUUGCUCGCUGCUGGUGCUAUGAGACAGGAGUUGCUCUUGGAAUCGAAGUUGAUGACAAAAUGCCAGAGCAUGAGUAUUAUGAAUAUUUUGGUCCAGAUUAUACCCUUCAUGUUGCCCCAAGUAACAUGGAAAACAAAAAUACUCGACUUUUACUUGAUAGUAUCCGAUCUAAGCUACUUGAGAAUCUCUCAAAGCUGCAGCAUGCUCCCAGUGUUAAAUUUCAGGAAAGACCCCCUGAUUCUGAUCUCGGAGAGGAAGUUGAAGAUCAUGAUGAUAGAGAUGAGCGUUGGGAUCCGGAUUCUGACAUGGACAUUGAUGUUGAACGCCAUAUUCUCCCAAGCAAAGUAAAAAGAGAAAUUGUUGAACCUCAGCUCAAUGAUAUGGAGGACCUGAAAAGAACUAGAGAGCAGUUGAGGGCCUCCGAUACUGCAGUAGUUGAAACAAGCGUGAAGGCUUUAGAUAUUUGUUCUCAGCCAACUGAUGAAGAUAGUGUGAAAGAUGAAGAGAAAACUGUGAAUGAUUUGGCCAGAGAGAUGGAUCUGAAGUGAUUGGUGAACUGAUUAUUCAAUGAUCUUUGUGAUUUCACAUUUCCCAAAAUAAUUGAGAUGUGGGUGUUGUUUGGUUCCACUGUCAUCGUUGCUUACAUGCCUAUUGUAAGGCUCUAUAUCACAUGAUGUUACAUUUUGUUCCCAAUAGUAAAAAUAGUAUUCCAGAUA
This is a messenger RNA of Lathyrus oleraceus (garden pea), 1875 nucleotides long. RefSeq names its product histone deacetylase 19. The record is from RefSeq and is a predicted model, not a curated record. Gene Ontology annotation, cellular component: nucleus. Gene Ontology annotation, molecular function: histone deacetylase activity. Lineage: Eukaryota; Viridiplantae; Streptophyta; Magnoliopsida; Fabales; Fabaceae. The coding region runs from base 214 to 1707 and encodes 497 amino acids. The transcript has 8 exons. Gene Ontology annotation, biological process: epigenetic regulation of gene expression.